AUGUUUCGAUACUUUCCAUCGAGCACUUUAAAACAUAGAAUUCAAACAAAAAUUCAACACAUUACGAUUAAUCAUCAACCAUUUUCUACCGAUAGGAAGACGACAACGAGCCACAGUAUACGUCAAUUUGUUAAAAACAUUGGAUAUCUACUUGGUGCAGGUGUCACUGUUUCGUUGGUCUAUGCCGCAUAUGAAUCGAUGAUACGAGUACCGAUCUGUCCGAAUUUUAAUCGAAAACAAGAUAUUAAUAUAACUAAUGUUCUAUCAUGCACUGCCCUAGUGCAAAAUACGACUAAACAAUGUAAAGGACAAAUUUCUAUGAAGAAAAUCGGUGCAAUUACCGGCGUCAAUUAUAAACUUGUUCAAGCAAAAUCAGAAAAUUCAAACGUCUCAUCUCGCGUUCUUGUAAACGAUGAAGAAAUUUCUCAAAAGAAUUUGUUUGACGUCGACUAUAUGCCUGAAUACUUAGAAACAUUAGCUGAUUUACUUAUGAAAUUAGAUGAAUCUCAUCUCAUUAAACUCUUGUCGAACACAAUUGGUUAUUAUGUAUUUCUAUGUCCAGAAUGCCAUUCAUCGUUGACACAGCAAAUGAUAUCAUGCACAUAUUAUCUUCACAACGCUGGUUUAAAACAAAAUGCCGUUAAUACGUCAGAUAUUGAGAAUGUGAAGUCAUCCUUGACUGGCGACGACAUCGAUCAGAAAAAGAACACAAAUUAA
Messenger RNA from Rotaria socialis, 717 nucleotides. The record is from the annotation of a GenBank genome assembly. NCBI's taxonomy places the organism in Eukaryota, Metazoa, Rotifera, Eurotatoria, Philodinida, Philodinidae.